Molecule: messenger RNA, 1006 nt
Organism: Telopea speciosissima
Lineage: Eukaryota; Viridiplantae; Streptophyta; Magnoliopsida; Proteales; Proteaceae
Product: dehydrogenase/reductase SDR family member on chromosome X-like
Exons: 10
Coding region: 141-980 (279 amino acids)
Source: RefSeq, a predicted model, not a curated record
GAGUAUGCUUGCCGUGUCUGCAACUUUGUGCCUGAAAACAAGUUUCAUUCCUACAUGCUCUCUUUCUCUCGACAAGGUUUCUGCGUCUGAAAGUCCUCAAAUAUAACGAGGUUUAGAUUUUCGAGAAUAGGGUGAGGGAGAUGAAGACGAAUUCAAGGAUGCGGGACUGUUGGGUCGCAUUGAAUUUUGUUUGCUCUGUAGAGUUCUGGAGAAUGGCAGUGUUUUGGACACUUGCUCUUGUCAACUCCUACUUGCAGCUGUUCUCCAGGGCUUUCUUCUUUCGGAUAUCUCACUCCUACCCUAGUUGUUCUCCGUGGCCUACUGCCACUUCAAUUUCCAAAACAAACGCACCAACCAGGCCCCUCUGCAUCAUCACGAGCGCUACAUCUGAUUUGGGUGCUGCAUCUGCCCAUGCUCUUUCCCGUGAAGGCUUCUAUGUCGUUCUUGGUGGACGCUCUUCCUAUCUUCUAUCUAAGACUGUCGAAGAGAUCAGGAAACAGAAUGUUGAUGCCCAUCUCAAAGCAUUUCAGAUUGAUCUGUCAUGUUUCCAAUCAAUCAUAAAUUUAAAAAAUGCAUUUGAGCAGUGGCUCUCAGAUUCAAAUAUGCAUCCUUCAGUUCAAGUCUUGAUCAACAAUGCGGGGAUAUUUGCAACAUCAUGUAAAUUCACAAAUGAAGGCUAUGAUCAGAUGAUGGGAACCAAGUACAUUGGUGCAUUUGCUCUGACUAAUCUACUGUUACCACUACUCAGAAGCAGCCGUGUUCCUUCCCGGAUAGUUAAUGUUACAUCAUUUACCCAUCGAUAUGUGUCUGGUACACAAGUGGAUGAGGAAACUUUGGCUGGGAAGUAUUUCUCAAGAUCAAAGCAGUGCCCAUUCGCUCAUAUUUAUGAAAACUCUAAGUUCUGCUUGCUGCUGUUCUCUUAUGAGCUUCAUCGGCGACUAUACUUGAAAGAUAAAUCUCGCAAAGUCUCUGUCUUGUAAAUGUUGAACAUGAUCUUUGAUGCUGU